Molecule: messenger RNA, 1703 nt
Organism: Lycium ferocissimum
Lineage: Eukaryota; Viridiplantae; Streptophyta; Magnoliopsida; Solanales; Solanaceae
Product: protein CANDIDATE G-PROTEIN COUPLED RECEPTOR 7-like
Exons: 2
Coding region: 161-1465 (434 amino acids)
Biological process (GO): transport
Cellular component (GO): Golgi apparatus; membrane
Source: RefSeq, a predicted model, not a curated record
UGCCACCAAAUGCCUCAGAUCUAUCGCAGGUAGGGCCAAUAACGUCAUUUCAAAGCUAUUCUCCCGUAAAAUCUUACACCAGAUUUUCAUUUUCUCCCAACUUUCCUUUCACCGAAAAUCCCCGAUCAUUUCUCCUCCGCCGUGCACCACCACCGUCAAAAUGACGAAAAUACCCUUCCUUCUCCUUCUCCUCCUCCUCUCCCUAACCUCACCCACUUUGGCCGAAAUCAAAAACCUCAAAAUCCGAUCCGAUAACCGACCCAUGAUCCUUUUCGAACGAUUCGGGUUUACACACACAGGCCAAACAUCCAUUUCCGUUUCAUCCGUUUCCGUUAUCCCCACCGUAACCACUCCUGAUCCCUCCCGCUUAGGAUUCUUCCUAUUAUCCGAAGAAUCCCUAAUUCAAGUCCUAAUUGAACUUCAACAAAACCCUAAUUUCUGUGUACUUGAUUCCAAUUUCAUACUACGUUUAUUCACUUUUCGUGAUCUUUCUCCUCCACCUAAUUCAUCGUUUAAUAAAGCUUAUCCUGUUACUUCACCUAAUGAAUACUCGCUUUUUUUCGCGAAUUGUGCACCUGAAUCGAAGGUUUCUAUGGAUGUAAGGACUGAGCUUUAUAAUCUCGAUGGUCGCGUUAAAGAUUAUCUCUCUGCAGGUCUUACUCAGUUACCCACUUUGUACUUCUUGUUUGCCUUGGUUUAUUUUGGCUUUUUGGCGGUCUGGGUGCUAUUUUGUUUGAAGAACAGGACAUCUGUGCAUAGGAUUCAUGGACUUAUGGCACUUUUGGUUGUAAUGAAGGCGUUGAAUUUGCUUUUUGCUGCUGAGGAUAAGCAUUAUGUUAAGGUUACUGGAACUGCACAUGGAUGGGAUGUGUUGUUCUACAUUUUCCAGUCCAUGCGUGUGGUUUUGCUUUUCACUGUUAUCGUUUUGAUUGGUACUGGGUGGUCGUUCUUGAAGCCGUUUUUGCAAGAGAGGGAAAAGAAGGUGUUGAUGAUUGUGAUUCCGCUUCAGGUUUUGGCUAAUGUUGCUUCGGUUGUUAUUGGUGAAACGGGUCCUUUUAUUAGGGAUUGGGUGACAUGGAAUCAGGUCUUUUUGAUUGUUGAUAUCAUCUGCUGCUGUGCUAUUAUUUUCCCCAUUGUGUGGUCGAUUAGGUCGUUGAGGGAGACUUCCAAGACCGAUGGGAAGGCAGCAAGGAAUUUGGCAAAGUUGACUCUUUUCAGGCAGUUUUAUAUUGUGGUGAUUGGAUACUUGUACUUCACAAGGAUUGUGGUUUUUGCCUUGAAGACAAUUUCCGCUUAUAAGUACCAAUGGGUGUCAUACUCUGCGGAGGAAAUAGUGAGCCUAGCUUUUUACAUUGUCAUGUUUUACAUGUUUAGGCCAGUGGAGAGGAAUGAGUACUUUGUUCUUGAUGAUGAGGAAGAAGAGGCUGCAGCAGUGGCUCUUCGGGAUGAGGAAUUUGAGCUGUAAUUUUGAAAUAUAGUGGCUGUGCUCUACCCGCCAUUUUAACAGUUCUCAUCCUAACACUGAGUUUUACUGGAAUGAUAGUAGGUUUACCAGGAUGAAGUACAAUUCACUGUUGUUGUUUGGUAGCUUUCGAAUCACAAUACAGACAUUUAUUUUUGUAUAAUGGAAUUCUGAUGUCAUGUAAUUGUUAUAUAAACCUCAUUUUUCAUGUAAUGGUGCCUUAUCAUGAUUUUGUUUGAUC